AUGUCACUGAACGGGAUACUAGGAGCUGUAUGACAAGUGCAAUAUUGAAUGAAAUUACAAUGGAUCCGGGUGAAAUGGGUUUACUGUAGCGCGAUGGUUUUUAUUUUAAGCGACUAUGAUAUGGAACACCCAGACCAAAGCAUUAGGAACGGAAGUGAAGAACCAGGCUGCACCAUGGCGGCGGGCGUGAGUCUGCAGAACGACCUGCCUCCCUCCACCGCUGGAGCCGGGGUCGGGGAACACAGCUCCUCGGAGACGGACAUGGACACCCCAGUGAGCAGCAGGGUGCCCACUGCGAAGUACACCAAGGUGGGGGAGACCCUGAGGCACGUGAUCCCGGGGCACAUGCAGUGCUCCAUGGCGUGUGGAGGCAGGGCCUGCAAGUACGAAAACCCGUCCCGCUGGAGCAGCGACGAGCAGGCCGUCAAGGGCCUGUACUCCUCCUGGAUUACUGACAACUUGCUGGCUAUGGCAAGGCCUUCUACAGAAAUCAUUGAAAAAUACAACAUAAUCGACCAGUUCCACAGGUGCGGCCUGAGGACGGUAAUUAACCUGCAGCGCCCAGGAGAGCACGCCAGCUGCGGCAACCCCCUGGAGCAGGAGAGCGGCUUCACAUACCGACCAGAGGCCUUCAUGGAGGCUGGCAUUUAUUUUUACAAUUUUGGUUGGAAGGACUACGGCGUGGCCUCUCUCACAACAAUCCUGGACAUGGUGAAGGUGAUGUCAUUUGCAAUCCAGGAGGGAAAGAUGGCCAUCCACUGCCAUGCUGGGCUUGGAAGGACAGGCGUGCUAUUGGCCUGUUACUUAGUGUUUACUACCAGGAUGAGUGCUGACCAGGCCAUUUUAUUUGUGAGAGCGAAAAGGCCAAACUCCAUCCAGACCAGGGGGCAGCUGCUGUGCGUCAGGGAGUUUGCGCAGUUCCUGGUGCCCCUGAGAAGCGUGUUCUCCUGCAGCGAGCCCAAAGCCAACCCCGUCACCCUGUCCCAGUACCUGACCCGCCAGCGCCACCUGCUGCACGGCUACGAGGCGCGGCAGCUGAAGAACGUGCCAAAGAUGGUGCACCUGGCCUGCAAGCUGCUGCUGGACAUCGCUGAGGACCGGCAGGUGGUGGAGGACGAGAUCGUGGAGGUCCCGGACCUCACGGCGGAGGUGGAGAAGACCGUGUCUCAGCAAGCCCUCCAGCAGCUGGGCAAGGAGAUGAUGGGGAAGGGCAUCACCGUGCCCUCUCCGCAGCCGCCCGGCCUGGAGAGAGCGCCCUCGGUGCCGGCCCACGACGCGGUUCUCUGCAGCGACUACGACCUGGACCCUCUGUGGAGCCGGCAGAACGCCUGCCGCUCCAACCCUCGACCGCACCUCCGGAGGAGCCUCAGCUACAGCGAGUCCGACCUGCUGCAUCUGGGCGUCCGCGGGGUCCAGCCCUUCACCAACGCGCUGGGCAAGCAUUGCCUCUCUCAGGAGGACCUGCCAGAGGCCCACCAGACCUCCCCUGCUUCGCCCCUCGACGUGGCCAGCCCCGCCUGGGAGGAGAGGAAGUCGAGGUGGCCUCUGCUCGGCAGGAGAAGGCCCCUGCGGCACGGCCAGCGCAGCCUGUCCCUGGGCUCCGCGGAGAACACCAGGAACGCCGGCGAAAGGGAGCCCGCCCUGCCCUCCAUCGUUCUGCCCGCAGAACUCUCGCUGGACGCCCGAAGGCUGCUGGUGGCUCAAGCUCUUACCGUCGAUUUGGACAAGUACGGGGAGGAGUACAAACACAAGGUCUCCGACUGGCAGACAGAGCUCAACUCCAGGGAAGGAACCUGGGAGAGACUGUGCAUGGAGAAAGACCCCCGUGUGCUGGCUAGCCUGAUGUGGUCCUGGCUGGAGCAGCUAAAAGAGCCUGUUAUCACCAAGGAGGACAUCCAGGCCAUGGACAGGAAUCGACAAGCCCAGCAGCCAGCCCUCAACUCGAUAGACAAGGGCUCCAGGCAGACAUUGAUGUGUGUCCUUCAUUGUAUGGGACAUUUACUGACAAUACCUGAAGAAGUGGAGGAUGCAUUUCUUGCUCGGACAAUAAAAGCUUUCACCAAGAUCGUACUUGAUUCAGAAGAUGGGCUGGAUGUGUAUAGGACUCUGAAAGAGAUCCUGAAGCUGGUCUUGCAUGAAAUGAGAAUGAAAGCAAUAGAGGAGCCAGACACACCAUGUUCCUGUAUACUCCCAUGAGUUCCCCCCUCAGUGGAUCUGUCAGCUGGAGGGUCAAAUAAGGGUAAAGCAAAAUUACUGCAAUAUCAACUUUAUAUUUCAUACCGAACAUUUUACAAUAAUGAAUUAAUGAAUAGAUCAAUUCAUUUUAUUUUCCUCUGCUGCUACUUCAAUGUACUUUUCUAAUAUAUUGUUACUGUUUUAAAGAACAUGUUUUAAGACGUGAUGUGAUCUCUGCAUCAAGCUGUUAUUGUUUCAAACUACUGUACUUGUAUUUUUUAACUGCCAUAUGUUUUUGUGCCAUGAAGCAAAGUUAAGCAUUUAAUUGAACUGUCCUUAAAUAUUUCAACAGUGUCUUUGGGAAAGUCAUCCUGUUGUGUUUUGAAUUAUAUACUAAUUAUGUAUAUUAUUAAUUUACUGUAUAUGUUUAGUUUCUAUUUAAUAUAUUUUACUGUUUGCAAGUUGUUGAAAAUCACAUGUAAAAGAAAGGAUCCUCAUUUGAUGAGUGACAUCACUAUGAGCACAGGAAACACCUUUCUCUAUACUAUUGAAUUUAAACCAAAAAGAUUUUCACUGUGCAAAGCUGAAUUCAUCCUGACAAAUAUUUAAAAUGUUUUAUUUAUUGAAUUGUUCUUUUUUUCUUUUUAUGAAAAUUGAACUGAACUGAAUACUUUCGACAAAACACUUGAGAAAGCAAAUAAAUGCAAAUUAUGACUUUAGGGUUUGACAUGAUCUGUUUAUGAGAUCUGAACUAUUUAGAUUAAAAUGCAAGAUUCCUAUAAAACUUGUAAAAUAGUGGAUUGGUUAACAGCAUUACCUAAAUCAGCAUUGCAUUUUGUCUUAACACAUCAGUUAUAUAAAAAAACAAAAAAAAGACAAAACGUAAUACUGCUCUUCAAAUUUUUAUAUUUAUGUUUUUUACGUAUGACUACGGUUUAGAACUUUGUCUUUAGACCGAACUAAUAUAUCAUUGUAUCCGUUUGAUGUUUAAGUAUAGUCCCCUCCAAAAGUAUUGGAACAGCAAAGCCAAUCCCGUUGUUUUUGCAAUACACUGAAUACAUUUUGGGUUGAGAUAAAAACAUGAACACAUGUUCAGAAUUUCAGCUUUUAUUUCCUGGUAUUCUCACCUAGAUGUGUUAAUCUACUGAAAAACAUUGCACUUUGGUGUCAGACCACACAAUCUUUAGGAGAACAGAAAUAUUGGAACAGAGCAUAUUUAAGUAAAUUAAAGUAAAUAACCCUUAAUAUUUGGUAGCAUAUCCCUUACUUGCAAUAACUGCAUCAAGCCUGCAACUCACUGACAUCAUGCUUGUGCAAUAGCUCUGAUCGACUUCCCUUCUUUUCUAAGCUUCUCCCAAAUACUAACACAAAUGCAGUCUUCACAGGCUAAAGCCAAGAGUAGACAUUCAGAACUAUUUAUUGUUUAACCAAUCAAUCUAACAAAAAACACCCGUCAGUCACAUGUUCCAAUACUUUCGCUCACCUAAAAAUCUGGUGGUCUGAUACAAAAGGUGACAUGUUUAAGUUUAACAAAUCUAGAUUAAAUUACCUGCAAAUAAAAGAUGAAAUUCGGAUCUGUCAUCUCAUGUACUGAAACACAUUUGUCUUCAGUGUAUAGCAAAAACGAAUUGACCUUGUUGUUCCAAUACUUUUGGAGGGGACUGUAUAUUGGAAAGAGAAAUGUGUAUUGCCUAUAAAAAAGCACUAUGGAUCAUUGAGCACUGUAGCCUUUGAGAACCCAGGGUUCUGAUGCUGACCUCUUUCUCGCUUAUAGUGUGCAUCUGGUGAAGGUCCAGACAAAGCACACAAGCCUAAAAAUUGUUCACACAUUAUGUGAAGGGCUCUUUAUUAUCAAUAUGCCCUAGUUUGCCUGAAUUUCAGAUGUUGUGAUGACAUUUUAUAUUACAUAUUUCAUUUCACCUGCACAUUUUCAAGGAUUAUAUUUUUGCAUUAUAUUCCUUGGUGAUACAUUAAAUGUUGUUGAUGUGAAAACCAAA
Molecule: messenger RNA, 4172 nt
Organism: Conger conger (European conger)
Lineage: Eukaryota; Metazoa; Chordata; Actinopteri; Anguilliformes; Congridae
Gene: ptpdc1a
Product: protein tyrosine phosphatase domain containing 1a
Exons: 10
Coding region: 49-2196 (715 amino acids)
Biological process (GO): protein dephosphorylation; cilium assembly
Molecular function (GO): protein tyrosine/serine/threonine phosphatase activity
Source: RefSeq, a predicted model, not a curated record